Molecule: messenger RNA, 2613 nt
Organism: Procambarus clarkii (red swamp crayfish)
Lineage: Eukaryota; Metazoa; Arthropoda; Malacostraca; Decapoda; Cambaridae
Product: Kruppel-like factor 3
Biological process (GO): regulation of transcription by RNA polymerase II
Molecular function (GO): DNA-binding transcription factor activity, RNA polymerase II-specific; RNA polymerase II cis-regulatory region sequence-specific DNA binding
Source: RefSeq, a predicted model, not a curated record
UAUGGCAACUGUCGUGGUGCGCAAGGUGGAGCGCAGAACAGCAGGUGUGGCGGCCCGUCAGUUACCUCCGGAGGUUGAUGCUUGAAGGACCUGUGUAAGGCAUCCUCCCGCGUCCUAAAAUAACACUUCCUUGUGUACUAAGUUGCUUUACGCAAGUGGCCGACAGCGAGUGUUAGCGGUGCGGGAUGGAGCUAGCGACGGAGCGGCCGCCUUCCUAUGGCCAAGUGCCCUCGUCCUCCUGCCUCUCAGAAUUUAAUGAGAUGUGGCUUGAUCUAGAGUCUGUGUUGCUGGAGGAGACGAGUCCUGUCGUGUUGCAGGCUGAGCAACACGAGACCUUCGUGAAGGGGGACACGAGUGUACACUCCCCCGUGCCCUACCCUCCCACGCCUCCAAUACCCGACCACCACCACCACCAGCACCACCAGCAGCAGCAGCAGCAGCAGCAGGUGCUGGAGGAGGCCGACCACAAGGGCGCCGGACACGUGGCUCUACCCUCCAUCGCUGCAGCUUUUGGCUCCGCUAAAGCUGAUUAUGAGCAGGUGGUUCCUCAGUUCCUGCCUCCGCCGCGCCUCCAGCAGGAGCCACACCACAGACCGCAGCAGCAGCAGCAGCAGCAGCGACAACAGCAGCAGUACCCACAGCAGGAGUAUGGGUACGCUGAGGGCACGGGGCGUCCCGUCUACCACUACCACCACUACCCUCACCCCGCGGCUAUCACCACCGCUUAUACCACCACCGUCCACGCCCGCGCCGCCUUCACCACCGCCCACGCCCUCAGUACAGCCACCCACGCCCCCAGUACAGCCGCCCACGCCGCCUACACCACGUGCCACGCCCCCAGUACGACCACCCACGCCUACACCACCACGCAGUCCUCCACGCCCUCAACGCAGGCGACGUUUGGCACUAUGUACCAAUACUGGGGCGGCACGGGCGUGGUAUUAACCCCCCCAUCAUCCCCCCACGCCCCUGGUAUUGUGGCCGCCCCUGUUCUAUGCCCGCCCACGCUACCCCCAUCGACCACGCCCACGCCCCCACGCCCACGAAGACGCCGCGCCCGCAGACGACUAAUCAUCCACAACUGCCCACAACCCGGAUGUUUGAAGACCUACACCAAGUCUUCCCACCUGAAGGCCCACCUGAGGACUCACACCGGGGAGAAGCCCUACACCUGUAAGUGGAAGGGUUGUGGCUGGAAGUUCGCCAGGUCCGACGAACUGACUCGACACUACCGUAAACACACUGGAGAUCGACCUUUCCAGUGUCGACUAUGUGAGCGGGCUUUCUCCAGGUCAGACCACCUCAGUCUUCACAUGAAGCGUCACAUAGCUCUCUGAACUGACUCUGGACGCCUCAGUCUUCACAUGUUGGGUCACAUAGCUCUCUGAACUGACUCUGGACGGCUCAGUCUUCACAUGUUGGGUCACACAGUUCUCUGAACUGACUCUGGACGGCUCAGUCUUCACAUGUUGGGUCACACAGCUCUCUGAACUGACUCUGGACGGCUCAGUCUUCACAUGUUGGGUCACACAGCUCUCUGAACUGACUCUGGACGCCUCAGUCUUCACAUGAAACGUCACAUAGCUCUCUGAACUGACUCUGGACGCCUCAGUCUUCACAUGUUGGGUCACACAGCUCUCAGAACUGACUCUGGACGCCUCAGUCUUCACAUGUUGGGUCACAUAGCUCUCUGAACUGACUCUGGACGGCUCAGUCUUCACAUGUUGGGUCACAUAGCUCUCUGAACUGACUCUGGACGCCUCAGUCUUCACAUGAAGCGUCACAUAGCUCUCUGAACUGACUCUGGACGGCUCAGUCUUCACAUGUUGGGUCACACAGCUCUCAGAACUGACUCUGGACGCCUCAGUCUUCACAUGUUGGGUCACACAGCUCUCUGAACUGACUCUGGACGCCUCAGUCUUCACAUGUUGGGUCACAUAGCUCUCUGAACUGACUCUGGACGGCUCAGUCUUCACAUGUUGGGUCACAUAGCUCUCUGAACUGACUCUGGACGCCUCAGUCUUCACAUGAAGCGUCACAUAGCUCUCUGAACUGACUCUGGACGGCUCAGUCUUCACAUGUUGGGUCACACAGCUCUCUGAACUGACUCUGGACGGCUCAGUCUUCACAUGUUGGGUCACACAGCUCUCUGAACUGACUCUGGACGGCUCAGUCUUCACAUGUUGGGUCACACAGCUCUCUGAACUGACUCUGGACGCCUCAGUCUUCACAUGUUGGGUCACACAGCUCUCUGAACUGACUCUGGACGGCUCAGUCUUCACAUGAAGCGUCACACAGCUCUCUGAACUGACUCUGGACGGCUCAGUCUUCACAUGUUGGAGUCCUGAACAAACUGGGUCCUGGUGACUGGACGACCAUAGCGACAAUAACUGGAGACUGUCUUAAGUGCUUCUGAGAGUAAACUGUCAACAAAAGCGUAGACUCAUUUAAAUGUGAUUAACAAACGCGACCAACGAGUGAGAUCAACGAAGACUUUUGUUCGUGUUUCAGCAAAUUCCACAAAUGUUCAAAUACUUUAAAAACGCAAAUACUCGUUUCUUAAUAUUUAAAUGUUAUAAUUUUUUUUUGACAUUUUAAACUGAUUAAGAAUGU